UCAAGUCCACAGGAAGCCCGCGGUGGUUUCUACUUCUUGUCGUCUUCCUUAUUUGUAAACUUGCUCGAUGCCAUAUUUGUUUUKUCGUGAAUAAUUAUCCUUAUUUGUAARAUCACUUGGAUCAUAUGCAGUAGUGUCCACAAUGGCUGGUGGCCAGGAAAGCUUUUGACGAUGAUUACAAGGUUCAGUUUGUAAAGGCAGAGAAACACGAARCUUUAUAACUUUAGCUUAAUUCCUUUUCGAAAUUUUAAAAUCGAAAUGUAUUGCUCAAGAUUUAGUCGAUUUACAAGCCUCGUGCUUGGUAUGCAACGUUCCUCGCGUAUUCUGUGUAAGACAUGUCCAAGUUUCGUUCGCUGUUGUKCUGCUGGAGUUACGAAGUUCAACAUGAAGCAAAUAGCUCCAAGCCCAGAUGCCUUUGUUGGMCGCCACAUCGGACCAAGUGAAGAAGAGCAAAGAGAGAUGUUGAAAAGUAUGGGUCUAGAGAAUAUUGAAGAAUUGAUUGAGAAAACUGUUCCUGCUGGGAUAAGACACAGGGAGGACCUAAAACUUGACGAACCUUUGAGUAAGUUAUACAAACAAUCUUACUUCAUAGUGUGUUUAAGAAUGUUCCAGUGUGUUAUUGAUCAGCUCACUUGAAUAUUUUGAAAAUGA
Molecule: messenger RNA, 651 nt
Organism: Exaiptasia diaphana
Lineage: Eukaryota; Metazoa; Cnidaria; Anthozoa; Actiniaria; Aiptasiidae
Product: glycine dehydrogenase (decarboxylating), mitochondrial-like
Exons: 2
Coding region: 259-636 (125 amino acids)
Source: RefSeq, a predicted model, not a curated record